Molecule: messenger RNA, 1182 nt
Organism: Racocetra persica
Lineage: Eukaryota; Fungi; Glomeromycota; Glomeromycetes; Diversisporales; Gigasporaceae
Source: the annotation of a GenBank genome assembly
AAUUAUUACAAUAGUUCAAUUGAUUUAUCCUCCAAUUCAAAAGGUCAUCCUAAAACAAAUAGUAGUGAUAUUAAUGUUAAUGAGACUAAUAGUAAUAAUGUAACUGAUCCAACUGAUUCGGAAUUCGAUUAUGAUGACUACAAACCUGAUGGAAAAGGUAAUUUAGAACCUUGUAUUGAUUAUAAUCGGGACAUUUUUUAUAAGUUUUUGAUUCUUCCAUAUCAAUUUGGAAAGAAUAAACAAUUGUACAGAAAUUUCAUAAGUGAAAUCGUAGAGAACAAUGAUAUAGUAGAAUUUCAACAUUUACUUGGUACAAAUUUUACUCAAGAGACUGUUCUUAAUUGGGUCAACACCCAAAAAGACUAUAAUAUAACAUUUGAUCAUUUAGUACUUAUGGAUGGAAACUCUGUCGUAAGCCUUGAAAAGAUUGAAUCUAAUUUAUUCUACAAAAAAGAGGAAGACAAUGACAUUUCUACCAAGUUACCAAACAUUAUCUGGGGUAAUUUUGAGACACCAAUUGCAGAUAAUAUGGUAAUUAUUGGAGCGGAAGCAAUUAAAACAAUCCUAGAAAAUAAAAAAGUUAUAAAAAAUUCCAAAUAUUCAAAUUUAAUAACUCAAGCAUACUUUUAUAACAAAGAAAAUUCACAAAAACUUUCAAAUAAAUUAGAAGCAUUAUUUUUUAUAAAUGAUCAUGAAGAAUUUAUGUUAUGGACGGGAAAAGUAAAUGAUAUUCCUCAAGGUAUUACCAUAGGAGUUGGAAACUUACAAAUGGCAGAUGAUUUCAUUCAAGUUACCGAACGUCUUUCAAUUUCAUAUGUACCAGUUUGUCAUUUUACAACACCAUUAGAAGGAGAACCUAAAAUAGCCGUGGUAACAAGUUCAUCAUUUAUGGACCGAUUUAUUGAUUGUAAAAAAUCAAUAAUAGACAUAGCCUUUGAAUCAGCGGAAAACAAACGAAUAUAUGCCAAAAAACAUGAAUAUCCAUUCAUUCCACUACCAACAUACAGACGUGAAAUGGUAACAUGGGGAAAUUUUGAUGCAAUAAAAAUGACAUUGCCAUAUUAUGAUUGGAUUCUUUGGAUUGAUACUAAUUCAGUUAUUACGAAUUAUAAUGUUUCAGUUUCAGAAUUAAUUAAAAAAUGUUAUUUAAUUGUUGGAAAUAGAAUAGUUGGAGAUGCUAAG